CCGUGUGCCGCGGCUACUGCGCGUCACCGUUCCUGUGGAACUCAGGGGAGGCUAAACUCGGACUGCCAAAGACUCCUUCCUAGAAAAUAAUGAACAACAAAUUCGAUGCUUUGAAAGACGAUGAUAGUGGAGAUCACGACCAGGAACAAGGCUCACCGAAAGACAACGAAAAGGAAAAGCUUGAAGACGACGACAAAGAACAGAGCAUUACCAGGAGAAAGAUGGUGGUUCCAGGGCCCGGAGAGCACCCUCUUCAGUACAACUACACUUUCUGGUACUCGAGGCGGACCCCCGGGAGACCAGCCAGCACUCAGAGUUACGAGCAGAACAUCAAACAGAUUGGCAGCUUUGCUUCGGUGGAGCAGUUCUGGCGUUUCUAUAGUCACAUGAUCCGACCCGGUGAUCUGACAGGUCAUAGUGACUUCCAUCUCUUCAAGGAAGGCAUCAAGCCCAUGUGGGAGGAUGAUGCCAAUAAAAUGGGUGGAAAGUGGAUCAUCCGUUUAAGGAAAGGCCUCGCGUCCCGGUGUUGGGAGAACCUGAUCCUGGCCAUGUUGGGGGAGCAGUUCAUGGUUGGAGAGGAGAUCUGUGGGGCUGUGGUUUCAGUGCGCUUCCAGGAGGACAUCAUUUCCAUCUGGAACAAAACUGCUAGUGACCAAGCGACCACAGCCCGCAUCAGAGACACCCUGCGCCGGGUCCUCAACCUGCCUCCCAACACCAUCAUGGAGUACAAGACACAUACAGACAGCAUUAAGUAUGUUUGCGUGUUAAAGAGACGUGUUGGGGGGUGGACGAGUCCAGGGCAGGACACCUCUGCGUGGAUUGGCACUGUGUAACAGGAAGACAGAGCAAAAGCCAGCAGGGUCAGCGGCUCGAAGACCAUUCCCUUUUUGUGUCAAAUUGGAUGUGUGAGUGGAACGACCCGUCAGCAGAACAGUGAAGCAAACCGAGGAGAGAAGUAUUUUAAUCAACCAGGAACAACAACAACAACAAKAAAACAACUAAAAGCUUUAUUUUUAUCUCCCUUUCUUUUUAACGCGAGUAGUAACAUCUGUAAACUUGCCACUAGAGGGAGGCUGUGUGACUGGCGUCUGCUUGCUGUUGACAACAAAAUCAGUCUGAUACAAAACUGUACAUCACUUAUUGCUUAACAAACACAAUCACACAAACUUGAAACYAGUCUGUGUUGAAUGAGUUUUAUUGGGACUCAGACAAGGUGUCAGUUGGACAAUAUUUUAUUACAGUGUUGUAUUUUAAUAACAUUUCCUUUGGUUGUUUGGAACUUGAGCAGAUAUUAUUGUGUACAAUAUAUUUGUAAAUGUAGUUCACUUAAAUGAAUCGGCAUCAUUUCGUUACCUUCAACAUGGAUGUUGAAUCUUAAAGGACACAGAUCAUCCCCUGUUGGGCAGAAGGUUGUAUGUGGGAGCUUUAGUAUGAGCUAUAAAUUGCCUAAAAAAAUAAUCACUGUGCCUGGUUUCAGAUUUGAGCUGACCUCUCUGUCAGUUCUGUCUGAACACCAUCUUUAAAAAAAAAGAGGGCUUUGCUUUAAGGUCCUCAGUAAAGGUAUACAGUCAUCCUUAAACACCAAUGUUCACCCCUUUUCCAUUUUGUGAUAUGAGAUGAAACUGGGCCCAGGAUCAGGGUUUGGUUGCAGAUUUUUAUCCUGGACAGGAUAUGUUUUUGUUUUGUUUUUUUUGUUUUUUAAAGAGCAUAUGUAGUUUGUGGUGAAUCUGUAAUGCUGCCCAAAUAUGUUGGCACAAAGAUGGAGGCAGGUGUUUGUGUUAAAAGCAAAGAAAAAAAAACGUGUGCACCUCAUGGAUUUAUAGCAAUAAAUGUUUAAUAUGGAUCUGCUGCUAAA
Austrofundulus limnaeus is the source of this 1855-nucleotide messenger RNA. RefSeq names its product eukaryotic translation initiation factor 4E family member 2 (gene eif4e2). The transcript has 7 exons. Gene Ontology annotation, molecular function: translation initiation factor activity; RNA 7-methylguanosine cap binding. The coding region runs from base 90 to 833 and encodes 247 amino acids. The record is from RefSeq and is a predicted model, not a curated record. Gene Ontology annotation, biological process: translational initiation. Gene Ontology annotation, cellular component: cytoplasm; eukaryotic translation initiation factor 4F complex. Lineage: Eukaryota; Metazoa; Chordata; Actinopteri; Cyprinodontiformes; Rivulidae.